Molecule: messenger RNA, 451 nt
Organism: Paramecium pentaurelia
Lineage: Eukaryota; Ciliophora; Oligohymenophorea; Peniculida; Parameciidae
Source: the annotation of a GenBank genome assembly
AAUGUCUUUAAUUGAAAAAUAGAUAAAGACUGACACUGAUGAAGUGAUUAAAUAGCUGAAGUUAUUGUCUGAGAAUCUGAUUAAAUUGAAAAGGAUAUUUUAAGGAGAAUUAUAAGGAUAAAAUGAGGAAACAAAAUUUAUUGCUGAAAAUACAAAAUUUUUGGAAUAGAAAGUACGACCAAAAAUUGAUGAAUUAUAUAGAGAUUUAGAUAAUUAUGAAAAGAAAGUUGAAGAAAUCAAAAAAAAAAACAUUAAAUAAGGAGAUAUAAAAUAUUGUAUUAAUCAUUUUUAACUUUUAGAUUAUGAAGAAUUUGAUCUAUAAAUGUAAAGGUACUAUGACUUUUAUAAAAUCAUUUGGGCUUAAGUGUAUUAUUUUGUUUAAAGAUAAAGAAUUUUAUUGAACAAGGAUUCAGAAAAAAAAUAAUAGUUAAUUUAAAAAUUAUUGUAAUGA